Molecule: messenger RNA, 1646 nt
Organism: Ilex paraguariensis (yerba mate)
Lineage: Eukaryota; Viridiplantae; Streptophyta; Magnoliopsida; Aquifoliales; Aquifoliaceae
Source: the annotation of a GenBank genome assembly
CGAUAACAGAUAUUCGUCACCGAUUAAUGGAUAUUAUUAUAAGAUAAAAAAAUUAAAGAACGAUUGAAGUGACGGUUCUUGAUUAGUGAGGGGGUACCGACUGUCGUUGACAGCCUCGUACCUGAAAAACACCGAAUAUUUUCACGAUCCUAGGGUUUUUGCUAGGGUUUUUCUUCGGAAUUGGGAAGCAUUAGGAUUUUAUAGCAAUGUUUCACAGAGCUAAAUCGAGCUUAGCAUCGAAUCUCCGGCGAUUUUCCUCAAUGGUUCGUCGUCAUAUUGAAGACGAAGGUGACUGGUUUUACUCCCAAGAAUGGUGGGGAAGCGAUGGCCACACUGUCUUCCGAUCAAUUUCCGACAAGGGAAACGGUGUCGUCUCGGUCAUAGCUUAUCCUUCUUCCAGACCAGAUUUAUUCAAAAUCCCGAAUCUGCCUCAUAAAACUUUUCUGAUUGAUGGAGUUUGCAUUACACACUGCCAAAGCUCAAGUCUACAAAUCCAAGUUUGAACCUAGACCAUAAUCACCAAGACCGAGGCCAUACAGCAGAGUCAGAUUUACUGGCCUCAAACACAGAAAUGGCUUCAGCAAAGGUAUGCAGAGUUACAUGCAGGUCAUGAACAGAAUGGCCAUUUCAGGAUUCUAGGUUAUCAAUGGCGCACUCUUCGCUUUAAUGAUAAUACUCGCCAAAGCACAGUUAAAAUAAUGGCUGCUUAUAGGGAAUCGGAACCUGGAUCUCUAUGCUUUAUGCAGCAGGCUCAUUGUCUGGCUGUUCCAUAUGUCAAGAGUAUGAUAUCUGUUGGGUUGGCUAGCAUAGCAUCUUGUAAUUAUGAUCUCAAGGAUGCUAUGCUUGGGAAGAGAAGUAUGAAUAUUCUGUGCAUCGGUCAUGGAGGGGGAAGCUUGCCACUAUUUUUAGCUUCCAAGAUUCAAGGUGCUAUUGUUCACAUUGUUGAAAUUGACCCCAUCGUUAUAUCAGCCUCAAUCCAAGCAAUGGGGUUCCCAUCUUUCUCAGUUGUGGCCCCAUCUGGUGGGCGUCUACACCCAAAACCCAAUCGUAUUGAUGAGGUACUGUGGAAAGGCAUUCAUGAGAGGCUCCUCCUAUAUGAAUCUGAUGCUGAGAAGUUCAUUCUUGACACGAACAAUCUUUAUGACAUGAUCUUCAUUGAUGCCUAUGAUGGCGAAGACAUUUUUCCUUACAAGUUGUGGGAUCCAGAUUCUGCAUUUCUCAAAGCUCUAGGUAACCGGCUUCACCCUGAGCAUGGAACGGUUGUGGUGAACCUUCACUCAGAUGCUGAUAUCUUGGAUGUUGAUGGUUCUGUCCCAUCUGUUCUUCACCAGCUUCUGCCGAUGGGGAAGUAUGUUUCUGGAAUAGGCAGAGCAUACAAGGAUGUUUUGUUGGGAAAUGAGAGUUCCACUCCUUUGGCUUAUACUGUUUCUGUGCCUUGGGUGUGUAAUACAUCUCUUGUUGUGUGUAGAGGUUUUGGGAACACAAAUGGGAGUCUUGACAGAGAUAUGGUUCUGAACACUCUUAUAUCCAAAUCAUUUGAAGUUGAGAAUGCCCUUAGCUUGCCAUUCUCAUGUAUGCAGUAUAUAAAGAGAGGGUUUAUUCUUGUUGAUUAAUCAUUGAAGAAUUGAUUGUCUGCUCUUUUGCCA